CAGAAGACGGCCGCGCGACGAGCAAGUGUUUUCUCGCAAAGCAGUGCUUGAGAGGUGAUUUCCUGUGUGCGGGGCAAUUUAUGAUGUGUCUCACUAGAGUAGCGGUAGAGAAGAAUCAGCAACAAAAUUAGUGCCCCACAUAAUUCCGUGACUAAGCAAGAAAAGUUAACUCUAAAUCAGUAGUGAUACCGAAGCAAAUGUGAAACUACCAUUGGAUAUGUAUGAAGAAAAGAAAAUUUGAUGUACGGCGCGAUGCAGUUGCAUUUGAAGCACAGUGGCAAAUGCUCGUGUUAACAAACAGGCAAAUUUUGAAAAGUGAUCUGUAAAGUGUUGAAAACUUCUCACGCGGUUGGAACAAUGAAUCUUCGUUGCCAAUUACGGCUCUGAGUACCGAAAAGUGCGCCGGCUAGAGCAAAACUUUUCGGCUUUUGUGCACCAUUACAAAGCAGAAAAUGACGAAAUUCAAGCAAACGACGAAAAGUGAAACUUGUGCAGCACAAUGUUAGCAGUAGAUUGUCUGGUCGGUGGAUUACUACUCAGUUCGAUAGGUGUGAAUAUCCUAGCACUCGGUGCUUUCUGGGUCACUCCAAGCCUUCGGACAACGGCCAAUCGGUUCGUGAUUAACUUGCUGAUUGUGAACUUGGUAUGUUGUAUAAUUCUUGGGCCAUCGCUACUGCUGAAUGCAUUUACAUCGAAAUCAGCGCCGGUUUCACCGUCGACGGUGGUGGUACUGGCCGCGACCACCGUGUCGUCCUCCGUUACAACUGCAACGGCGUCGACCUCCAGAAAUGGUACGAUUGCAGUAGCUGGAAUUCCAUCAGCGUUGUUGGUGAACACAACGGCUAGUGAAGACGAUAGUGUACAUAACAGAACCGGUAGAAUAGUUAAAUGCCGGAACACCACCACUAUUGAAUGUGAUACUAUAUUGAUAAGCGAUAAUGUAAAUAUAGAAGAAGGACAGACGGCAGCAAAUUCGAAUCAUGGAAAAGUGAUUGAUUCCAAAUUGACACUGACGAAGAUAAGAUGCUGGGGGCUCGAUUUGGUAGUUGCCCUCGGUGCUUUUUCGGUGCUACUGGUGGUGGGCGAUACUUGGUGUGCUGUUACCGAUCCCCUGCGGUACCAUUCUCGAAUCUCUGAGCUGAAAGCUUGGGCAUUUAUUGCAGCAACGUGGCUGCUCGGAAUCGCCUUUGGAAUCGCUUCCGGUUUUCGAGGUGACCAGAAAAACAUCACCUUGUUCAACAGUCGACUGACGAGUAGUGGAGCGAUUGGGGCCAAUUUUGAAGCUAGUCAUUUGAAUAAAAGUGUAACGGGUGCGUACCAGCGUGAUGUUAGCUCACUGAAUCCUCUCAACAUUUCCGAGGAUUUGUAUAAUACUAUUUUUUCCUACACGUAUUUUAUGAUUGUGAUUCUACUGCCGUUCGCUCUCGUGUGCGGUAUGUAUUGGAGGAUAUUUUCGGAAGCUCGAGAAAGCGGUCAGCGAAUGCGGCAAAAUGGUUCGUCGCCGCUAAUCCAGAGUGCACUGAAUCUAGCAGCCAUUUCGGCACAAAAACAAGCGGAAAAACAAGCCGAGCUACAACGCCAGCAGCUCGACCGUGAUGGGUGUGACAUGUUGACGAUGAAAAUCGAUAAACAGAUACACUACGAAGAUGAAACUAUAACUGUAAAUAGUAUUCAGCAUAGCAGUAGCACCAAAUUGAAAGAUUCUUGUCUGAAGCCCUUAUUACAGCAGUCACCAACGCCGACGCCAACUCACAAACCCUUACAACAGCCCCCCUCGGAAGACAAACAGACAAUAGUACAAAUGACAAAUAGUUCCACCGCUGCGUCUCUUUCCGCACCUGUUAAUAAUAGACUUAAAACAUCUUUAAAAUCGGACAGAAAUCAUAACAUCAUGCUGGCAGCGUCAGAGAUUGACAGUUUGGCGUUCAAUAAGGAUGUAACUGGAAAAAUUCGUCGAAAUCAUAGUGCAGGGCGAUUGGUAAGCUUCAGUGAUGACUACCACGACGUUCGCGUCGGAUUGCGGCAAGUGCACUCGACACCUAACUUCCAAAAGUUAGUAUCGUCUGAGUUCGAUCACAUCGGGAAUCAUCACAUACUGUCCCUACCCGCAGUGCAUGUACCUCCGAAGGCACUGAGCUACAUGACAUCCAUCAGACAUAGGCUAUCGAAUGCAUCUUCGCUCUUUAAAUACCGCGAGGAAUCACGUGCAGCUAGAAUCAGCAUUCUGGUGAUAAUUAUGUUUCUCGUUUCUUACUUGCCCUACGGGAUUCUGGUGCUAAUGCAGGGUCACGUGGAUCUAUUCCUGGUAUCCGAUCAAGCCCUGCUGGCAAUACUGACUGUGGUUAUUGCUAAUUUGAGCUCUCCGUUCAUUUUUGCUUACCGAAACAAACGAGUGCGCCGAGGAGUGAGACGUCUGCUCGGUAUCGAUAAGAAAACCAACGAGCGACUGCUGAAGCUCACCACCAGCAACACCCACUUCAACAACAACAACAACUACAACGCCAACAUCAGCUUUCACAACGCAAUCAACGGGGGCAGCGGAAGUGCUUCCAACGGUCACAUUGUGACCUCCCACCAGAAGUCCCACAAGGUGCGCAUCGCUGGACUCUCGCGAAGCAAUAGUUCGUGUAAGUAUCUUACGCCCAACCAUGCGGCUGCGGUGGCCGUUGCCAACGGGUUCAUUGUGGAGUUCGAGCGGUACCCCUCGGAUGAGCUCAACAGUCUGUGCAUCCAGAAGAAAUCGAUCCUGAAACGAGUCUGUGAUAGUUCGCGAAAAUGGGGCUGCAACUUUGCCACCAAUUCCUGCACCAGCAGCGACGAACAAACGGAAGUGUAGCUAUGAUCUGUUACUUUUUUUAAGCCUUAAAUAGUUUUCCGCUCCCCAGAGAUGGGCACAGCUUAGCCGGGUCUGCCAGCGAGGUGAAGAUGUUUAAUUACCGGUUAGAUUAUUAAUGCCUAAAAAUUUUAAAGAACCAUUUUGCAAAAAAAAAAUGGUGCUAGCUUUAAAUUCGUUGCUAAUCUGAUUUACAUAAAAACAAUAGCUAUUAUUUGUACCGUUUGUGUUCUUUCGCAUUGGAAAAGGUUUCUCAAAGAUAUAAGGUUUAUCAUUUAAUCAUACUUUACCGUGGAACUAGUUUUAGCUUAAAUUUUUUUGCUGAUUUCCAUCCUUUUCAUCCAUUUCCGCUGAUUCAUCUAUUAGCGUUUUAUUCAAGAGAACGCUGACAGAUCUGAAUCCGCUUACAAAAUGAUAAGCUUCACCGUGCCUCCAAUAUUUAGAAUCUCAGAUCAGGAGACUGGCCGUCGAUUGACCGCCGGACAGGCGGACUAGAGAAAAAAGGUGCGAUAAAAAUUUUCCCGUUUAGGACUGAAUAAAUCGCACGAAAUAAAAAUAAAUUCUCCCGAGCUUGUUUGCGGGAACCAUCUGGCGGUCAAGACAGGCAUAUUUAUGUGUUUAACUGAUUGCGCUGGCCGUUUUGUUGAUUAGCGGGGGCUCUCCAGGCGGAUCAGCUCUAUACAGACGGGCCACGUGUAGCACAUUUGUUUGUAAACCGACUAUCCUCGUUUGGUCUAUUUUCAAUUCCGAACCUGCGUGAAUGUACCGACAAGCACUCUUCAAAGGAGUGACAAAGUGCUGCCUUGUGUUAUACUUUAUUGUUUCGGUUUACAUUGCAGCUCUGCCUUAUAGUAGUAGAUAGUACCGGUUAUGCUAAUAGGAAGAGGUGGCGUACUGAAACAAGUACUACGGGACGGUUGAUCUCGUUGCAGGUUAUUUUUUCCUUUUGUCGAGCUUGCAUAUUUUUCUUGGCUGCACGUACUCGCAGAUAUACAUGCUAGGUUGGCUAAAAAUACAAUUCUAGACUGAAGCAAAAUGCAACCUUGCGCAAAAAGCAGAAGAAUGCCGGCCAAAUUUCUGGUAGCCAGAGCCCGAGAGCAGUGAAAUUCCUUCCAGGGCCUCUGCUGUCUGAAGUUGUUUCGCUCGUAGAUACAUUCUAUAUAGAAGUACGGAGAGACGUAGCAGACAUAAGCUCUGCACAGAUGAAAUCCCACGGAUUUUUGCAUCGUUGUUACAGUAACCUACGGCAAAACUUCAUACAGCCAGUAGACUCGACUCGACAGCUGAAACCCAUUUUGCAUGACGUAAGGCAAAUUAUUAAAAUUCUUCUAAUAGUAACAAGGUGGUAUUGGGUUGUCAUUUGCCAUUUGAGGCCCUUUGUUAUUAAGAAUCCUGCAGUUGGCAUUCUUGUUUUCUUUUCAAGCUUUGGACACCAUCCAGAUAUAGAAAUUAUGAUAUUGAAAAUUUCGUUCUAGAUUUCAAAGUAAAAUUAAUCAACAAGGUUUAAUUUAUUUGACACGAUAUAAAUAAUCCCAAAAAGAUUGGUUAAUGACCCCUGAGUAAAUGAAUUUCGAUACCUAUCGUAAACUAGAGGUUCAACAGCUGUUCGAUAAAUUCCACCGACGUCGCUUGCUGCAAACCUUGGUCAGACCAAACGCGGAUAGUGCAAACGGAUUCUCCGAAUCAGCAAACCGCUCACGUUCGGCGCGCAAAGUUGCAAAGAUAAAACCCACCGUUAGACCGCCUGUUCGCAAACUGGUUUCAGCAUGAUCUUUCACGGUCGCCAACAUUCAUAUGGCCUCUUGAAAUGUCUUUUUCACUCGCAGAACGCAAUAAGGAUCUGUAAGAGUAUUGCAUAAUAAUGAUUAGAUUUUUUAUGUAAUGCUUUCAAUAGAAAUAAAAAGCCUCUGUAAAUAAAAUUGAAGACGUAUAGCUAUUGUAAUAACAGGAUGACACAAAACUUGACUGUAACUUCACCUCGUUGGUAGGCAAGACAUAACCGGAAUGCUACCCAUAAACAAUAAUUAACGAAAUCUAGCCCAUCACUACUCGAUAGCCAAUUUCGUACAAUGCGGAAGACCAAUUUUCGGCAAGGCCCCAGCAGCGGCCACAUCACUGUAGGUUCUAGUUGCCAAAAUUUAUCGUUCACAAUUACCGUUCAAUUAAAAGAAAAACGAUAUGAAUAUCAACAUUCAGUUUCUAAGGCCUAUAAGGUAACAAUAAAUGUUUAGUGAUAGAAAUUUCAAAUUGAAAACAAACAAGAACAAAUCUGAAAGCACAUUUCCUAGAAACGCGCUAAACUGUCUGAAAAGCUUUAACACUAUCAUGUUUCGAGAAAACUGACUGACAACAGUUUACUAUGAAAGUAAUCUACUAUUAAUUCAUAUUUUUAGUCAAAAUUAUUUGUAAACAACAUGAACAUGUUAGAAAUGGUGCUUGAAUGUUUGCAUUUAGAUUUAGCUUCAGAUACACCGGAAUAAAACUAACUGAAUGUAUAUUUAAACCAUAUAGAAAGUAUUCAUCAGAACUCGGUGUAUUUACCUACAACAGUAAAUAUUUACAAUAAAUUAAAUAACGUAAAUGAAACUAAAAUAACUAUAAGGAAACGCAGGGUGUUUAGAUAAGUACUACCUAGACGCAGUAUACGGCAUGAAAACACGAUGGAAGCCGAAAAAGCAUAAACAGAAAGCAUAUUAGACUAUCUAGCGAUCUAAUUAUGUCAAACAUACAUCUAGAAACGCACAGGCAAAACUGGAAGAACAGCUUCGGAUAACACAAAGCGCAAAUGCCAUAGAAUCACCAAUCAGAGUAGGUUCGAUAUCAAUGUUUAACCACACAAGCACAAGAAAAUCAAAAAGAAAACAGUUGAAAGUGGUUUCCACUGAAUGACAAAGAAAAACCCAAGCCAGUUGGAUUCUGAUUCCAUCGUAAACAUGGUGCCAUUUGCAAGGAGCUUUCCUCCGGAAACAUUUGAGUUUUGUCUUGCAGCUGCAAUUAUUGUUAUCCAGUGGGCACUUUGCAGCCACUUGCCAUUACAGCAACACGUCUCUCUAGUAGCAAAAACAAAAAAUGAUAUGAACUAAAUCGUAAGCCAUUGUAAAUAUCGAUCAUAGACCCCGAACAAAUCCCGAUUUAAUUUAUUUUUUUAAACGAACAAGUUUCUUAGUUAGAAUUAUGUACAUAUAAAAGCGUAACGUAAUAGUUUCCACAAAAACUCAUUUAUGAAGCAUAAACAAUGACACUUUUAUCCAAAAAAUAAAGAAGAAAUCUAUUGGAAACCUGAAUGGAAUGAAAACGGAAACUUGAUGCAAGUUGAGUAGUUUUAUGCUCGCAAACUAAUUUACUGAAAUUCAAAUAAAGAAUUCAAACAAAUUUAUG
Molecule: messenger RNA, 6211 nt
Organism: Sabethes cyaneus
Lineage: Eukaryota; Metazoa; Arthropoda; Insecta; Diptera; Culicidae
Exons: 1
Coding region: 500-2836 (778 amino acids)
Biological process (GO): adenylate cyclase-activating adrenergic receptor signaling pathway
Cellular component (GO): membrane
Molecular function (GO): dopamine neurotransmitter receptor activity, coupled via Gi/Go; G protein-coupled receptor activity
Source: RefSeq, a predicted model, not a curated record